AACUGCUGGAGUACUUCAGCAACAGACAUCCAGCAUCUCUGCCCUCAAUGAUCUGUGUCAAAGUCCAAAAUGAACCACACUUGGACAUACAACUUGAGCUUUGGUGCACCUGCAGAUCCUGUUGAGCCAAGGGCUGGACUCACAAGAAGUGGGCACACAGUAGUGGCUGUUUUUCUUGGAUUCAUCUUUUUUUUUGGUUUCUUGAAUAACUUUAUUGUCCUCAUCCUCUUCUGCAAAUUUAAAACCCUGCGUAACCCAGUCAACAUGCUCCUCCUGAACAUCAGUAUCAGCGACAUGUUAGUGUGCAUCUCAGGCACUACCCUCAGUUUUGCAUCUAACAUCCGUGGCAAGUGGAUUGGAGGGGAGCAUGCUUGUAGGUGGUAUGGCUUUGUCAAUUCCUGCUUUGGAAUCGUGUCCCUGAUCUCCCUGGCCGUCCUGUCCUACGAGCGCUACAGCACUCUCACCCUGUGCAACAAGCGCAGCGAUGACUACCAGAAGGCAUUGCUGGCAGUUGGAGGUUCAUGGAUUUAUUCCCUGAUCUGGACUGUGCCACCUCUGAUCGGUUGGAGCAGUUAUGGGGUAGAAGGUGCAGGUACAAGCUGUUCAGUACGCUGGUCCUCAGAGUCAGCUGAGUCCACAUCCUAUAUCAUCUGUCUCUUCAUAUUCUGCUUGGUCGUCCCUGUGAUGGUGAUGAUGUACUGCUACGGUCGCCUCCUUUAUGCAGUUAAACAGGUUGGAAAAAUCCACAAGAAUGCUGCCCGCAAAAGAGAAUACCACGUACUGUUCAUGGUGAUCACUACAGUUAUUUGUUAUCUUGUGUGCUGGAUUCCCUAUGGAGUUAUAGCAUUACUUGCAACAUUUGGUAAGCCAGGUGUCGUGACUCCAGUUACAAGCAUCAUACCUUCCAUCCUAGCAAAAAGCAGCACUGUUUGCAAUCCCAUUAUCUACAUACUUAUGAAUAAGCAGUUUUACAAAUGCUUUCGUCAGCUUUUCCACUGCCAAUCUCCUUCCUCCACUAAUGGAGAGCCCACCUGCCACUCCAAGGUAACUGUUAUCCAGCUGAAUCAAAGGACGGAUGGCGGAAAUGUGUGCAAUAAUGAACCAUAUCCAGAAAGAGACAGUAAAGUGACUUCUCUCCUGCACUCAGAGCUAAGCCUGGAGCCAAUUUCAAAAGCUAUACCACCACAGUCUUAGGAAAAUUGGCUCUGAUGGAAAGUACAAGCCUUAACCAAAGUGUGUUUUAUUUCAUUGCCACAUCACUAAGCUUACUUUAAAAGUAAUAAAGGAAGUUGCCAUUUGUGGGAUUGGAAAACUGUCAAGAACAAAAAUUGUGACUCUUUCAUAAUCUCCUUAAUAACAGUAAAGAUAGACACAUAACUGCCAGGUAUGGUUCCAUGAUGACAAAAUUUUAAAUGGUAUCAUUGGCUUUCCUGUAAAUUAAUUAAAGGAGGACUUAC
Messenger RNA from Neopelma chrysocephalum (saffron-crested tyrant-manakin), 1457 nucleotides. RefSeq names its product pinopsin-like. Bases 70 to 1194 code for a protein of 374 amino acids. Gene Ontology annotation, biological process: G protein-coupled receptor signaling pathway; visual perception. Gene Ontology annotation, cellular component: membrane; photoreceptor outer segment. The record is from RefSeq and is a predicted model, not a curated record. NCBI's taxonomy places the organism in Eukaryota, Metazoa, Chordata, Aves, Passeriformes, Pipridae. The transcript has 4 exons. Gene Ontology annotation, molecular function: G protein-coupled receptor activity.